AAUUUUUCAUUCAUUUUCCACAAAUUGCCGUGUUUUUCUCCGUAUUUUUAUUACAAAUUGUCACAAUAAAGAUGUCAGACAAUCUGUCGGCGCGGUGGCAUCGAAUUUUGGACAUGACGAACCGCGAAACGUCAGACGAUGUGGUGAUUGCCCGUUCGAGCUUCGAUGACUUCUCCCAGUCAACUCCAUGGCGAAAAUUCGAAAUUUCGUGUGGAAAUCGGUCAUUCUUUGUGAAUCCUGGAUGGCUCGCCGAACUGUCUCCAUACUUUGCCGAUGAGCUCUACGUCAGAAAGCCCAAUGUUCAACGAUAUGUGAUCGAUCAGGCGACUCCUGAUGAGGUGCUCGAGUUCCUUCGAUGCAUCACCUUCUGCCCAAUGAGGAAACCACUUACAGUUAAAAACGUUUCCCUCGUUCUGACUUUCGCCAAUCGUUUCGAGAUGCGUCCGGUUCAAGCCCGUUGUGAGAACUUCAUCGCGCAGAAUGCCACUUCGCUCAGCCGUGAUAAAACCAAACUUUUUCAGUUUUUCCCGUUGCAGGUGACAUGCGCCAUGUCUCAAUGUGACCCAAACAGCUCGACAAUGUCAGUUCUCGUCGACAAGUUGGCCGGCAUAAAAGAUGACGAGCUAUCCCGUCUGCACUUCGCCGAAAUGCCAGGGGAUGUAGUUGCUGAAGUCUAUGCUCAGAAGAUUCAGAGAACGAAAGACAAGAAAGCUCAACGUCAAGCUGGAGCCAGUGAUGAGACUGCAGCUGGAUGUUGCUUCAUGCAAUGGGCAUCCUCUCUGUUCAAUCGCCGUCGUCAACGCAAUCAGGCUGAUCAGUCGAUUCUUCCACCAAGCGGAGACCAACAACAUCACCGCAGCGAACUGCAUGCCUAAAAACCAAGAAUUUUGCCUGUAAAAUGCCCGAUUUCACUUUACCGUUUUAUUGUUUCCCCCGUUCUUAUUCUCAUACUAUCUAAUAAUGAUAAUAAUUACGAGAAGACUCCCCACACCCGGUUGGUAACAAACGCCGUACAAAAUUGUUGAUUCAUCUUACUCCCCCUACCACUUCUUUUCUAAUUUUUUAUCAGAUGAAGUUUUGUUUUCU
Molecule: messenger RNA, 1086 nt
Organism: Caenorhabditis elegans
Lineage: Eukaryota; Metazoa; Nematoda; Chromadorea; Rhabditida; Rhabditidae
Gene: cyk-7
Product: Cytokinesis defective protein 7
Exons: 6
Coding region: 72-875 (267 amino acids)
Source: RefSeq, marked reviewed